Diachasma alloeum is the source of this 2978-nucleotide messenger RNA. RefSeq names its product protein no-on-transient A. Lineage: Eukaryota; Metazoa; Arthropoda; Insecta; Hymenoptera; Braconidae. The transcript is spliced from 9 exons. The coding region runs from base 168 to 1967 and encodes 599 amino acids. Gene Ontology annotation, molecular function: RNA binding. Gene Ontology annotation, cellular component: nucleus. The record is from RefSeq and is a predicted model, not a curated record. Gene Ontology annotation, biological process: regulation of DNA-templated transcription.
UUCCGUUUCUCUUGGUGGAUAGACGCCGAAGUGUGCACAUCAAUUCUUCCAACAUUGUGGGAGUCGCGUGCAUCCUCUGAAUUUGAUAAACUACUGUGAACACUGUGAUAGUCUCAUUGGCCGCGUGGGCCUCGAGUUUAUUAAUUUUCCGCUAAAAAAACGUUGAAAUGGCCACCGAGAACACAAAUAAACCCGACUCUAAACCGCCGCAGGAGAACAAUGAUGAAAAUAACAUGAGACCCGGAGGCGGAGGACAAGGCGGCGGUGGUGGCGGCGGCGGCGGCAGCGGAGGAGGCGGUGGUGGCGGUGGAGGCCGAGGUGGAGGUGGCCGUGGACGGAAAAAUUCACGAUUUUCUGGUGGUCGCGGCGGUGGACAAGGAGGCGGUGGUGGAGGGCCACGAAAUGAUAUGCAGAUGAAGAUGAGUGAGUCCAUGAUGGAGGGGAACAUGAUGGACUCGAGCAUGAUGCAGGAUAAUAAGGAGAGAAUGGGAGGGAAUAAUGGACCCAUGGGCGGACGAGGCGGUGGUGGUAUGCGUGGCGGCGGACGAGGUGGUCGCGGCGGUGGUGGAGAUCGAGGCAUGGGGAAUCGGUCACAAGAUGAUCGAAUAAUGGAGAAACUAAUGAGUCUCAAUGGACCAACUUUCGAGCUUCCCGCUCAGGAUACAACAGAGAAGAAAUUUAGUGGGCGAAACCGUCUCUAUGUUGGAAACCUCCCCAACGACAUCACUGAGGAAGAGAUUACAAACCUGUUCACUCCAUUCGGUGAAAUCUCUGAAUUGUUCGUCAACAAGGAAAAGAAUUUCGCUUUUCUACGAAUGGACUUCAGAGCUAAUGCCGAGAAAGCAAAACACGAGUUGGACGGUUUGAAAAGGGGAGCACGAGCAAUGAAAGUGAGAUUUGCCCCUCAUUCAUCAGCGAUCAAAGUAAAGAAUCUCACACCACAUGUAUCCAAUGAACUUUUGGAGAAAUCAUUCAGCGUUUUCGGUGACAUCGAGAGGGCUAUUGUUGUCGUUGAUGACAGGGGACGUCCCACUGGGGAGGGCAUCGUGGAAUUCGCUAAGAAACCAUCAGCACAGAACGCUAUUCGCAAAUGCACAGAGAGCUGCUUCUUCCUCACUGCAUCACUGCGACCAGUCGUGGUAGAACCAUUUGAGCAGCAGGAUGACAUAGACGGUUAUCCAGACAAAAACAUCCAAAAGAAGCCAGAAUACUACAAAGCCCGUGAUGUUGGCCCCAGAUUCGCACAACUUGGCAGUUUUGAACAUGAGUAUGGUACUAGAUGGAAGCAGCUUCAUGAAUUGUACAAACAGAAGGAGGAAGCCCUCAAGAGGGAGAUGAUUAUGGAGGAGGAAAAGUUGGAGGCUCAGAUGGAGUUUGCAAGAUACGAGCAUGAAACUGAACUGCUUCGAGAACAAUUGAGAAUGAGAGAGGCAGACCGUGAACGCCAGAAACGUGAAUGGGAAAUGAAAGAGCGUCACGCUGAGGAACAGAGGUCACGUGAGGAGGAAGUCAGGAGACGUCAACAAGAGGAGAUGACACUUCGUAUUCACCGACAAGAGGAGGAAUUGCACAGACGUCAGCAGGAGAAUAAUUUGUUUAUGCAGGAACAAGCAAUGAGAGGCACUGGUAAUAAGAACUACGAUGCCGUUCAGAAUAAUGAUCGUGACGCUUACAAUGGUCCUGACGGUGGAAACAACUUGCCAGUGGAUCCAAAGUCAUUUAUGGAUGCAUAUAACAAUAUGGACCGCGCAACUCGCGGUGGGGGUUACAAUGACGACCGUGGUGGACCGAUAAUGGAUUUGAUGGAUAUGAGGGUUGAUAUGGGCACCAUGGGUAGUAAUCGUGGAAACAGUGGUGGUGGUGGUGGAAAUGCAGGUGCAGGAGUCUGUGGCGGUGCUGGUCGUUGGCAGGGUGCUAAUGACCGUAACCGCCAGGAAGAUUAUCCUAACAAAAGGAGACGCUACUGAAUAAUCAGUAUUAGAAUUUAUUCAUUCUUAUUUCAACAAAAAAUAACAGACCAUUGAAAAUCUAAAUCCCUCCUCACACGAACAAUCAAUUGAAGUUAUUUUAAUCAAUCGACGUUUUACUUCACCAAUAAUUUUACGACAGAAAAUUUUAAGAAUAGGAUGAAGUAACGAGUGAAGUACUGCUCGGUACUGUUAAUUCAAUCUUAAAUUAUUCUAACCCCGUGAAGUCUUCGAUACGAAACAAGAACUUGAAACAUUUCGCUUUCAUGUGAGGAAUAUUCCUAUUCUGAUUUCAGUUGUAUUUCUUCGCACAAUGAAAGCAUAUACUUAAGUGCUUAUGUAUAUGAUAUUCAAGCUAAUCCUCGAUUGUAUUAUUUACAAUUAUUUGAAAAAUUGUUCUCUGUAGCCAGUAGAAAACGUCCUACCAUGAAUUUCCAUAGAUUAUUAGGGCUUGGUUUACAAUUAGUGUAACCAUUAAAUCCUUCAGUUGCAAUAUGGAAAUUAUUUCCCACUUACUCCGAAAAUUCACUAAAUUUAAUCAUUAGUCUUUCCAUAUCAGUCCAUCUUGACGCACUUUUCCACGAAUAAUAAUAAUAAUAAUAAUAAUUGUUUAAUUUAAUGAAUGACUUCAUCGUUUCUUUUCACUUAAAUCACAAAAAUACUAAAAUUAUUGAUGUAUUUACGAUACUAAGGUAUUUGUCUACGUAAUAUUUAACAUAAGUAAUACGAGUUUCAGCCUGCAUGAUUUCCCAAGGGGAAUGUACUAUAUCAUAUGUGGAUUGAUGUAUAUCCCUAGGGACAUACAAUCGCAUAUGAAUGUGGCAGAUGGGUUGAAUCGUAAAAAUCAACUCCAGAUUUUCUUUUUCUUAUUCAGAAAUGAAUAUAGAGGGCUGAAAUGGGAAUGUUGAUUCUAUUGAUCAACGUUCGUUAAUGUCUGUAUGUGUGAAGUAUCUUAAUCAUAUAGCAUAAUUUUCAUGAAUAAACAUUUUGAAAAGCAUUCGCCCACUUGAA